Molecule: messenger RNA, 2536 nt
Organism: Ipomoea triloba (trilobed morning glory)
Lineage: Eukaryota; Viridiplantae; Streptophyta; Magnoliopsida; Solanales; Convolvulaceae
Product: NAC domain-containing protein 60-like
Exons: 5
Coding region: 79-1356 (425 amino acids)
Biological process (GO): regulation of DNA-templated transcription
Molecular function (GO): DNA binding
Source: RefSeq, a predicted model, not a curated record
AAAGUAGAAAAGCAGAAGAAAAAGAGAGAGAGAAGGCUGCCGGACACUGUUUUUGACUAGGGUGAAGGGAAGGGAAACAUGGCGGAUGGAGGAGAUAUAUCUUUGUCAAGGCAAAACGAAGAAGAUAAUAGCAUGGAGAGAAUAUCAGGAAGAAAUAAUGACCAUAAUAACAAUAACGACGAAACUAACGGCAAAAUAGAAAUAUCUUUAGCGACGGCGUCGUCGAUGUUUCCGGGGUUCCGGUUUUCGCCGACGGACGAGGAGUUGAUAUCGUAUUACCUCAAGAAGAAACUGGAAGCGUUCGAUGAGUGCGUGGAAGUCAUCCCUGAGGUCGAGAUUUGGCGGCAUGAGCCUUGGGACUUGCCAGCCAAGUCAGUGGUGCAAUCAGAUAAUGAGUGGUUUUUCUUUUCGCCUCGUGGAAGGAAGUACCCAAAUGGAUCACAGAGUAGGAGGGCAACUGAAUCUGGGUACUGGAAGGCCACAGGAAAGGAAAGGAAUGUAAAGUCUGGUUCAAAGGUGAUUGGGACUAAAAGGACCCUAGUGUUCCACGCUGGUCGUGCGCCUAAAGGACAGAGGACACAAUGGAUAAUGCAUGAGUAUUGCAUUGGUGAAAAAGAAUAUCAGGAUUCCAUGGUUGUCUGCCGGCUUCGGAAGAAUAAUGAAUUUCAUUUGAAUGACACCCUGGGAAAUUCAAGGAAUCAAUCCAUUGUGAAUACUAGCAACAACGCCUUUUCUGAACUAGAAUACACUGGCAGUUUGGGAGGACUGAAUGCUGUAGAUAGCUGCUCAAAGGAGUGUAGCAAUAGUUUAAAUUCUCAUUCAGUUGAGCAAAUUGACCCUGGAUUCGAUUGUGAUUUGGUUAAUGAGAGUGGUUCUUCCAGUCACCAGAAGGAUGAUGGCAAUGCAGAGGACUGGUUUGCAGAUAUAAUGAGAGAUGACAUAGUUAAACUAGAUGAUACUUCAUUAAACACCUCUCUUGAUGUCUUGUCAGUAAGCAACAAGAAGCCUGGACCAGAUAUAAAGCCAAAGCAACCAGCUCAAGGUUUGAUACCCCAUGUGCUUCCAUUUCAAGGCACAGCAAAUCGGAGACUAAGACUAAGAAGAGACAGAGUAGCAUUCUUUGAGACAUCAUGGUAUGAAGCAUAUCAAAUCAAGAAUGCGAAUAUCCAUCCAAAGAAGAUAUCCCAAUCAGAUAAGAAGCAAUUUUCAAGACGUUUUAUUAGCCUGCUGUCUAGCCAAAGGCUGAAAAGCUUGUCUAUUUACAUUGUUCUAGUUAGCCUUGUAUUACUAUUUCUGUUUUUCUUUUCAUUAGAAGGAUCCUACCCAGUAAAAUGGUUUAGAGGCUUUCUCCUUUAAAGAACAGGACUUUAAUUAGUACCAAACUGGAAAUGUCUAUCAUCACUAGUCAAGGAUUGGUAGGAUUAAGUUUUAACUAUGGUCAAACAAGAUUCAUUAUGUGACCUGUACUUUAUUGUUGUGCCCUAGUAAAUAUUUUAUCUACAUAUGAUAGGUCCCUUGGAAUAUUUUCCAUAUUGAUGCCACAAUAAUUUAAGAAAAUAUGUAGACAUAUUACUUGCUUUUGUGUAGCUAUCCUCCUACUUGACAGAUGAAAGCAAUAAAGGCAGGAACCAACUGUUUGUCUGUAUUGGGAGACUUACAUGUAGUUCUUUGACUUUUAGAGGUUAGAAAAAGGGAGUGUUGAAGGUCCAUCUCAAGAGAUUAAAGAAAAAUGGUGAGCAGUUUGCUCCUUUCUACUGCUGCUAAGAGGUUGGAAGGAAAAGUAGCAAUAAUUAUUGGUGGCAUUGGAUCUAGGAUCACACAGCUAUUCUCUGAACAUGGUGCCAAAGUCCUAAUAGCUGACACCCGAGAUUAUGAAAGCCAAUCUAUCUGCAAAGAUUUAGGUCCUGGUAAUGCAUUCUUUGUUCAUUGUGAUGUCACAAGCGAAUCAGAUGUCCAAAAUGCAGUGAACAAAGCAUUCUCUACACAUGGAAGGCUUGAUAUAAUGGUCAACAAUGCUGGUAUCAUGGGAGACAAGGUAUUGGACAUUCUUGAUUGCGAAGUAACUGAUUUUAUUAAUGUCUUUCAUGUUAACACCCUUGGUGCAUUUCUAUUAAUGUCCUUCAUGUUAACACCCUUGGUGCAUUUCUGGAACUGAUUUUAUUAAUGCCUUUCAUGUUAACACCCUUGGUGCAUUUCUGGAACUGAUUUUAUUAAUGCAUUUCAUGUUAACACCCUUGGUGCAUUUCUAUUAAUGUCUUUCAUGUUAACACCCUUGGUGCAUUUCUGGAACCAAGCACGCUGCUCGUGCGAUGAAACCCGUGCAAAGGGCGAGCAUUAUUUUGGCUUAAAGGUUAUCUGGCUUACGGACAUUAUUCUAUUUUUGUUUAUUUUACUAUACAUGCUUAUCAUAUUUUUAAGCUAUGUUUAUAUUGUAUUUAUUUUUGAGCUAUGCUUAUAUUGUACUUAUUUUUAGACUUUUUUACUUCUGUACGAAAACUUGUCCAGAAAAAUAGUCUUAAAUCUUAAUUAACAAAAA